Molecule: messenger RNA, 7256 nt
Organism: Linum trigynum
Lineage: Eukaryota; Viridiplantae; Streptophyta; Magnoliopsida; Malpighiales; Linaceae
Source: the annotation of a GenBank genome assembly
UCGAUCAGAUGAUUUUUCUUCUUCUUGUUUCCUAACUGUAGAAUUCAGAAAGCAGUUCGCCGAGGAGCAAGGCCGCCUAGCCCAAUGAAAAUCCUGAGCUACAACUGUCGAGGACUGGGCAGCUCCUCGGCAGUUGCAAAACUAAAAAGACUGCUCAAUAAGCAACAACCUGACAUUGUGUUUCUGAUGGAAACUAGAAAGGAUGAGAAGGGCUGGAAGGAAAUUCAAAGGAAUUUGGGAUAUUCUGGUGGUUGUGGAGAGGCUGCGAGAAAUGACAAAGGGUGGAAGGCUGGUGGCUUAUGCCUGUUUUGGACUGAUGAGGUCUCUGUUGUGAAAGUUUCAUCAUCUCUUCAUCAUAUUGAUGUAUUAAUAGACCAGGGUGAUGGAGGGGCAAGCUGGAGAAUGACUGGUUUCUAUGGCUGGGCUGAUAGUGAAGAGAGAUUCAAGUCCUGGGAUUUGCUAAGGGACCUUAAGUUUGGAUGUUCUCUACCGUGGGUGUGCAUUGGUGACUUCAACCAAAUAUUAUCUGGAGAAGAAAAAAGGGGAGGAAGACUUAUUAUUGAAAAUCAGGCGAUGGAGUUUAGAGAAGCCCUUGAAUAUUGCGGACUUCUUGAUUGUGGUUUCACUGGCUACCCUUUCACGUGGGAAAACAGCAGAGCAAAUGAAGGGUUCAUAGAAGAGAGAUUGGAUCGAUGUGUUGCAACCUGGGAGUGGAAAUCAUCUUUCCCUGAACACCAGGUUGUUCAUCUGGAACGUUGUGGGUCUGACCACUGUCCUAUUUUACUAUACACAGCGGGGAGAGAGGAGGAGGAGAUCAAAUGGGGAUGGUAUUUUAAAGUGGAACCCUUUUGGCUGAAGGACCCUGAAAGUGCUGCUUUAAUCAGUAGGAUCUACAAUGAAAAUGCUAAUGAGAGCCUCUUAACAAUCCUCUCUAUUUGCAGAUCAGAGCUUUUGGCUUGGAGCAGGAGGAAAUUUGGAGACUUAAGGAAGAAAAUCGAGAAAAUUGAAAAGAAACUGAGCUCCUUCAAGCACAAGCCUAAGACUGAAAUAAUCCUGGAACAAAGAAAGGCCCUGGAAUAUGAGAGAAGUGAACUGUUACAGCAAGAGGAAGAAUUGUGGAAACAACGUUCUAGGCUGGACUGGAUGAGAGGAGGAGACAAAAACACCAAAUUCUUCCACGCCAAGGCUUCUGCCAGACGUAAAAGAAAUACCAUUAAGGUGUUAAAGGAUGACAGUGGCAGGAUUUUCAAAGGCCAAAGAGAGGUCUCGGCUUGCUUAAUUGAUUAUUUUAAAUCCCUUUUCAGGAGAGGUAUGACCCCAAACUCUAUGUCUGUGAUUAAUGCUUUGAAAAGAAAGGUUACUCCUACUAUGAAUGCUUCUCUGCUUAAACCUGUAUGUGAGGAGGAAAUAAGGGCUGCUCUCAGUCAAAUGGGGCCUUGUAAAGCCCCCGGAUCUGAUGGUUUCUCUGCAGGGUUUUUUCAGAAAAAUUGGGCUGCUUUAGGUAGCAAAGUGGUGGAAACAGUGCAGAAUUUUUUCAACAAUGGUGUUCUUCCCCAAGAGCUAAACCACACACUCAUUGCUCUGAUCCCUAAGGUGAAAGCUCCCAACACCCCAAAAGACUUCAGACCUAUCAGUCUGUGUCGUGUGACUUACAAAAUCAUAUCAAAAGUUAUGGCAAACAGACUUAGAUUGAUUCUGGAUGAUCUUAUUUCAGAAGAACAAAGUGCUUUUGUCCCGGGAAGAUUUAUCACUGAUAAUGUUAUUGUUGCUUUUGAAUGUUUCCAAUUCAUGAAGAAAAAGGAAAGAGCUAAGGAAGGAUACUUUGCGGCGAAGCUGGAUAUGGCCAAAGCCUAUGACCGUGUGGAGUGGGAUUUUUUGGAAGGGGUUAUGAAGAAAAUGGGUUUUGAUGACAGAUGGGUUGACCUCACUAUGAAAUGUGUAUCAUCGGUCACCUAUUCUAUCCUUGUCAAUGGCCACAAAACAGAUUUUUUUACACCUACACGAGGAUUGAGACAAGGUGAUCCCUUAUCCCCAUAUCUAUUUUUGCUAUGUGCUGAAGGCCUAUCUGCCUUGAUCAAGAGGGCUGAAACUGAAGGAAUACUGAGCGGGAUACAAAUACGGAAAAAAGCUCCCAUUAUUUCACAUCUCCUUUUUGCGGAUGACUGUGUGAUUUUUGGUAAGACCAGUCUCAGUGAGUGUGAUGCACUUAAGGACAUCCUAAACACUUAUGCUAUGGAAUCUGGUCAGCUCAUUAAUUAUUCAAAAUCCGAGCUCUCUUUCAGCAAGAACGUUCGAAUAAGCAGAAGAUUGGAGAUCUGUGGCACUCUGGGUAUCAAGGAAGUAAGUAAACAUCAGAAAUAUCUCGGACUUCCAACCGUGGUGGGAAGAUCAAAGAAGACAAUCUUUGAGGAAGUUAAAGAAAGGGUGAGGAAAAAGUUAAAGGACUGGAAGAGCAGGACCCUAUCUCAAGCAGGUAAAGAGGUUCUGAUUAAGUCUAUCGCUCAAGCUCAAUGCCUUUAUCCUAUGUCAGUCUUUAAAAUACCAGAGGGUACUCUCAAAGAAAUCCAAAGCCUUAUUUCGAAUUUCUGGUGGGGGCAGAAAGGAAAGGAGUCAAAAAUACACUGGAUUGAAUGGGAUGAACUGUGUGAUGGAAAGUUGGAAGGAGGUUUGGGGUUUAGAGAUCUUAGAUCAUUCAACUAUGCUAUGUUGGGAAAACAGGUGUGGAAUCUGCUUACUAGACCUCACUCGCUCAUGGCAAAAGUUCUCAAAGCUCGCUAUUUCCCUAAAUCUGAUAUACUUCAAGCUAAGGAGGGCUACCAACCUAGUUAUAUAUGGAAGAGUAUUGUGGAAGCCAAAGAGAAAAUUGUAGAAGGCUUUAGAUGGAGAGUGGGUAAUGGGAGCUCGAUAAGUAUGUGGAAAGAUGAAUGGAUUCCUGGAAAAAGCUUUUAUCAAGCUGAUCCGAUUCCCUUUGGGGAAAUGCCAGAAGAUAAAGUCAGCUCUAUCAUUGAUGCGGAGUCAGGGACGUGGAAGAUGGAAAAAUUGAGGUGGCUGUUCUCUAGAGAGGACCAGAGUCUUAUAGCAAGGAUUCCUCUUAGUUAUCCUCUUGGAUCUGAUUCGAGAGUUUGGAAACACUCAGAAAAUGGAGCCUACUCGGUCAAAUCUGGUUACUACUUUAUUAGAGAACAACAAUCUCAUUAUCAAAUGCGGAAACUAUCUCAAAGCACAGAGGAUGCUGAGGCUUGGAGGGCUCUAUGGAUGCUUCAUAUCCAACCGAAGGUUCGUGUUUUCUUAUGGAAGAUAUGCAAGAACAUCUUACCAGUUGGAGUUCAUGUGGAAGAAUGGAUCGAGAAAGCCGACCCUAAUUGCCCUUUCUGUAAUCUCCCUGAGACACAACCCCAUGCUCUGAUUAACUGUGACUGGAUUCGCAGAAGAUGGAGGGAAUGUGAUGAAUCCGACCUGUUCGAGAAAGGUGAAGGGAAGUCAGGUUUUGAGUGGAUCAAGGAAAUUCUCAAACACUACCCAGAAGAAAGAAUUCAGAAAUUCUGCUCGAUAUUGUGGUACCUCUGGAAAGAGAGAUGCAAUCAUAAGUUUAAUAACCGAAAGCUGGAGGAGGAUGAGAUUAUCCCGAAAGCGCUGACCUGGAUCUCUUCUUAUCAAGCUGCUAAUACCUCUCCUGUUUCAUGCUCUUUAGCUAGCACUCCUCGGCAUCGACCCCAGGCUUCGCACCACUGGAUCCCUCCUCCGGUCGGCUCAUAUAAAUUAAACGCUGAUGCAGGGAUUAUCCAGAACCAAGGUUUGGGUAUGGGCUGUAUUAUCCGCGAUUGCAGGGGUGAAUUCGUGGGGGCUUUGGCGAAGAAGGAACGGGGUGUUCUUCGCCCAAUCGAAGGAGAGGCGAAAGCCCUGAUUCUGGGCUUAAAGGAGGCCAAUCGUAGGGAAAUCGGUCCCCUGAUUGUUGAAUCGGACUGCCAGGUGCUUGUGAAUAAGAUGAAGAAUGGAAGUGAAGAUUUCACUGAGCUUGGGGUUUGGUGUGACGAGCUGAGAAAGUUGGCCAGGGCAAAUGAAUCUCUGGUGGGGGUUGAGGUUCGAUGGUGUUUUGCUUCGAGGAAGAAUAACACUAUUGCUCACUGCGAAGCUCCGCAACUAUGGACGCCGGGUCUGCGGCGGAGUCUAGGGAAUUUGGCGACGAAGUUGCGGAGGAGGAGGAAGACUGGGAACUGGUUUAACGCCGGGCCGCCGCCGCCUCUGUUAAUUGCUCGCGGCGGCCCUAUGUUUACAUCGAGUUUGGUCAGUCCAGUCACUCGAAUCGCCGAAUUCGAAGAUGCCAUUCUCAGCGAGCUCCAGAGUUUGAAGGAAGAGUUGGAUUUUGAUUCUACUGAAGCCUGCGACCACGAUGAUAUCACGGUUGAUGACAUUAAAAUCCUCAGCAACGAGGAGUUGGUGGAGAUGGCAUUCAAAGAAGUUUUUAAAGAGGAUGGUGGGGAGAACGUAAGUUCAUGGCAGCCUUCUGUACCACAGACGAAUGAAAGAGCAGAAAGUGAUCUUAGAGUGUCCAGUGGAGCGCAAACUCGGUCAAGAAGCACUCAAAGAGGAGGUGGUACUUCAGCUUCUUUAGAAUCCACCAAUGUUGACAGUAGCGACACUAUGGAAGGUGACAAGAAGUCCAGGAAGAGAAAAAAAGACAUGUUGAAGUCUCGUGAUGCAGAAGAGAGUUACCCUCCAAAAGUUGAUGAGCUACUGAAAAUCAAACAGAAGCAGGAUGAAGAAAAAGCUGAAUUGCAUUCCCUCAGUGCUGGUCGCAAGGCCAACCAAGGGUCUGCUGCAUUUGUAGAGAGUAUCACAAGAAUGAAAUCUCUGAGAUCUGUCAACUCAGAUAUGAAGCUUGUGAAGACCUCAAAUAGUCAAGAACAAGUAUCUGCGCAGCUGCCUGAGGUAGUUCUUGUUGUGGAGGUGUAUCAUAAUGUACAUCAAUGGCAAAAGACCCAAGAGUUUUUCAUGCUAGGAUGUCAAUGUUUGACAGAACUAAAGGACAAGAUAUUUUGCAUGACAGAUGAGAUGAUGAGAAGGUCAGGGCAUCAUGACCCCUCAGGAUAUUUUCUUAUAGAGGAUUUGUUCUGCAAUGAUCUGAGGGAACCCAAUUCAAUAGAUUAUAGUGAGCCUAUAUUUGACUUGUUUAGAAACUCGAAAGAAGAGGUCGAUCAGAAAUGGGAGUCCAUUAUAAGAGGAGACUUGAAGCAUAAACAAAAAGCUCUUUUGGAUGAGAUGCCACCUUCAAAAUUACCUGGAUUCCGACGUACGGAGAUGCAAUCCCUGCGUUUUUGUGAUCUGAGGUUUCAGCUAGGUGCUCCAUAUUUAUACUGUCAUCAGGGAGACUGCAAGCACACUAUCGUGAUAAGAGACUCGAGGUUGAUCAAUCCUAAUGACACACAGAAUCGAACUGCUUAUCCAAUCGUGAGCUUUCGACUGAAACCGCGCCUGCAGAAAUGCAACGUCUGCAACAUAUUUAGAGCUAAAAAGGUGACGUUGAAUGACAAAUUGGAGAGUUACAAUCCCUGCCACUUCUGCGAGAAUUGUUAUUUCCUUCUUCAUUACUCUGAGGAUUGGACUCUCUUGUAUGAUGACUUCACAGUAUACUAUUACCUGCUCGAUUAGUUCUAUUCCUCAUUGAAUUAAUCCGGUGGGAGAUUCUCUCAUUCUCUAUCAAUGUGUUAUUUAUCAUUUGUUGAAUGUUCGUGUUUAGCAAACUGAAUACUCGUACUUGUUCAGUGUGAAUUAUUUAAAAGUGACAUAAAAGGAAACCUAUCAAAACUGAUCAAAUUUUUAAAAAUGUACUCAAGUCGACAAAAAAGAAACCAUUUAAGGAUUCUGGAACUCAAAGAUUAAGAAAAAAGAAACACAAGAUGACUGUAAGCAGACUGCAUACAGCAAUACCAUUGGUUUCAUGUCGUUGGUAAACGCUACGGGACCAUGGAGCAAAGAGUUAUAGUGCCAUGGCCAUGGGAUCCACAGCCACAACCACUGCUUCUGCAGCAACACUGACCUUCUAGUUUUGCCGCAGCGGGCCAGCUUCGGUACAUGGUAACCUUCUUUUUCCUUCUAGGCCUUUUUCCAGCCUCAAGGACCUCAAACUUGUCCUCCCUUAAUUUAGCACAACAUUUUCCCAUGUUUCAGCAGCUGAGAGUUGCAGUUGGAAUAGAAGUGUAUGAAGAAGCCGAAUUGCGAGGGUGGUAAUGGCUUCCCCGAACCAUGGUAGCAAGGAGAGGCUCUACCUGGGUAUGGAUUUUGGAAUUUCUGGUGAGAGAUAUGAUGGUGUGGACAAAGAAGGGAUGCUUCAUUCUGAAGGGAAAAGAAAGUAUCCAAUUUCCAAGGUAAACUGUCUUUUGCUCUGCUUUUCUUUUUGAGGCUUGAAAAUUUUGACUUGAGCAUAGCUGGGUAGGGAACUUGAUAAUGAAAUGUAGAGGAGACAGCCAGCCAGGUCUGUUUUUAGUUAUAAAGUUGGCGUCUUGUUUGUGGCUUUUCUAGGAAGAGUGAAGAAGAACUGAUGGAUUGGGUGCGUUCAUGGAGAAGAACACUCUUCUCGCUGUUAGGAAGACGUUUCCAAGUCAUCUCAGGUCGCUUGUUGCUUCUAUUUCCAUCGAUGGCACUUCAACAACAACGACCAUUGUGGACACCGUUCCUUUUAUAAUGAGAGCUUCCCUGAUGCUUUGCCAAUUGUGAAAUCCUUUGCUCCUCCAAAUCAUACUGUCUGCUCUGGAUCGUCCACGUUGUGCGAGCUUGUCUCAUGGUGGACCACUAGUGGUUCGAACAAGGAAUCAGCGUUGUUACUGCACCAAGCAGAUUGUCUGUUGUGGCUUCUUCAUGGGAAGAUUGAGUCACAGAUUACAAUAAUGCUCUCAAGUCUCAAGGUUUGGUUUUCUGCUGGGGGAGCAUUUUAUAAUGCAUAUGGAAAAACAUCUUGAUUUUUUUUUAUCUAUGCUGAUGCUGAUGCUGAUGCUGAUGGAGAUAGAGAUCAUUGAGUUGCUGUAUUGUUGCACAGGUUGGUUAUGAUCCCAAGUCGGAAUCCUACCCUCCAUGGGAGCAAGUGGAGUUGAACAAGUGUUCACGGCAGAGGUGGAGCGAAGAACGAGAAGUGGAUGCAGAUCAGGGAGAGGGUUAUCGGCGUCCCUGUCAGCCGGGCGAUGCACACUGAAGCUGCUUAUGGAGCUGCAUUGUUGGCCUUCAAGGGUUACCAGGAUGCCGAGUAAAGCAAUGGUCAACAG